GUUAGCAACCAGGCCUGGCGUAACGGUUCCUAAGCAGGAUUUGUUGACGUUAGCUGAACACACAGAAGUAUGCAUUCGCGACAUCAUUUGAUAAAAUUAAACAAAAAAUAAUUCAGCCUUUUUCAACCCAUCGCAGGCUGCUCGGGUUUAAAACUCACGAACCGUUCAAAAUGAGCGAACAGCUCAAAUUGAUCGUUGAACAGCUCAACAGAGAACCGUUUAAGAAAAACUUCAAUCUCAUUACCUUCGACUCACUCGAGCCAAUGCAGUUACUGCAGACUUUAAAUGAUGUUCUGUCCGAAAUCGAUCCAAAGCAAGCAAUUGAUAUACGUGAGGAGAUGCCUGAACAGACAGCCAAGAGAAUGUUCACUAUUUUGGGGAUGAUGAAAUACAAACCUGCUGGAGGCAUUUCUGAAGUAAGCAGUUUUCGUCAAGGAUUAGUGAUUGGCAGUAAGCCCGUGGUGCACCCCAUACUGCACUGGCUGUUACAGAGGAUUCCAGAGCUGAAGAAGAGGGCAUACCUAGCCCGAUUUCUCACCAAACUAGAGGUGCCUGCUGAGUUUCUGCAGGAUGAUGUUAUUGCUGCGACCUUCCACCAGUAUGAGGAGCUGGUUGAGGGAUUCAAGAACAUCCACAAAGAGUGUGAACAGCUUAAGAGCUCGGGUUUCUCCACAGCUGAGAUUCGACGGGACAUUGUGGUAAUGGAUGAAGAGAAGGACCAACUCAUUAAAAGAGUGGAUCGUCUUAGAAAGAGGGUAGAGGCAGUGUCAAACCACCAACGCAUGCUUGAACUGGCCAGACAGUUAAGAAUGGAAAAAGAACAAGAAGAAUCUCUCACUCAUCAGAAACAGGAGCAGAAGAACCAGCUCUUCCAGGCUGAGCAGAGACUGCAGAGAUCUCAGAUCCAGCUCAAAGACUUGCAGCAGGCAGCCGCAGAUGCAAAGCCAGAGAGCCUCAUGAAGAGACUUGAGGAGGACAUCAAGUUCAACAACUACAUGGUGUCUGAGAAGCUGCCCAGAGAGCUGGAGAACAUGAGAAAGGUGGUGCAGUACCUACAGAAGGUGGCAUCUGAGCCAGCCAUGGGCCAAGCAGAACUGAGGGAGCUAGAGGACAAGAUCAGAGAAACCAACACAGAGAUCAACCAGCUGAUUGAGAAAAGAAUGAUGCAGAAUGACCCGAUGGAUGAUAAACUCUCUCUGUUUAAACAGCAGGCCGCUAUUAUAGUCCGUAAGAAGGAGACCAAGGUGGAGGAGUUGCAGGAGGCCCGUGAGGAGCUGGCAGCUAUAGAGAGAAAACUGAACAUGAAGAGCAGUCAGACACGAGAGCGGGGCGGCAUGGAGCUGAUCCGGGGUGAUGAGUUUAAGCGUUAUGUGGCCAAGUUGCGUGGCAAGAGCAGCACGUAUAAGAAGAAACGCCAGGAAAUGUUUGAACUGAAGAUGGAGUAUGGUGUUCUCCAGAGGACUGAAGAGAUCCUGAAAGAACAACACACAGCUGGACAACAGCAGCUGCAAUCUCUUGAGGCUCAGCGGGGAAUCUCGGGCUACAGCGAUACUCAGGAAGAGCUGGAGAGAGUUUCAACUAUCAAGAGCGAUCUGGAUGAGAUGAAGGGACGAACGCUGGAUGACAUGUCUGAAAUGGUAAAGAAGCUGAAUUCAAUGAUAGCAGAGAAGAAGUCUGCUCUUUCUCCACUGAUAAAGGACCUUCGAGGUCUGAGACAGGAGCAUGCGGAGCUGGCUCCAGUGUAUGAGCAAAAAAAGGCUCAGUAUGACACCUGUGCCGCUGGACUGGAGAGCAACAGAUCAAAGCUAGAACAGGAAGUGAGGACAUUUAGGGAGAAGACAACACAGGAUGAAAGCCGAUAUCAUUACAUUAAUUGCAUGAGAGAGAUCAUCGAGAGCCAGAUGCAGAGGGCAGCAGAUCAGAGUAAGAUCAGUCAGUCAACAGACUUACAGGUGCGGAGGACAGCUCUCAGUCCUCGUGGUGGCGUAGUGACUCACCUCAAUCCGGGUGGUGAUAGACGAACCGUAAAUCUGCGCAUCUUAUCACGUGGCUUGUUGAGUGCGUUAACAUGGACACUUGCGCGUGUGGAGCCUCGUGCUAUUCUCCUCGUGGUAUCCACUCACAACUCACCAUGUGCCCCACUGAAAGCGAGAACCACAUCAAAGCGACCAUGAGGAGGUUACCCCAUUUGACUCUACCCUCCCUAGCAACCGGGCCAAUUUGGUUGCUUAGGAGACCUAGCUGGAGUCACUCAGCACACUCUGGCUUUGAACUCAUGACACCAGGGGUGGUAGUCAGCAUCAAUACUCGCUGAGCUACUCAGGCCCCCUGUGAAUGAUCCUUUUGAGAUAAUGAACAGAUGAAAAUGGUUCACAAAUUGUCUAAAUGUUUCAUUAGCAAGUUGGUCUGAAUCGAAGUCAUUUUAGGAUGUUCAGAUAAUUUUACUGGAAAAUAAGUUUUUUUUUUUGUUUUUUUUUGCAGUGCAAACCCUCAAAGAUCAAAUAAACACACAGACAUUCACAAAUACAUUUGAGGUCAGAAGUUUACAUACACCUUAGCCAAAUACAUUUAAACUCAGUUUUUCACAAUUCCUGACAUUUAAUUGUAGAAAAAAUGUCCGGUCUUUGGUCAGUUAGGAUCACAAUUUUAUUUUAAGAAUGUGACAUAUCAGAAUAAUUGUUGAGAGAAUGAUUUAUUUCAGAUUUUAUUACUUUGAUCACAUUCCCAGUGGGUCAGAAGUUUACAUACACUUUGUUAGUAUUUGGUGUCAUUGCCUUUAAAUUGUUUAACUUGGUCAAACAUUUUGGGUAGCCUUCCACAAGAUUCUCACAAUAAGUUGCUGGAAUUUUGGCCCAUUCCUCCAGACAGAACUGUUGUAACUGAGUCAGGUUUUUAGGCCUCCUCGCUCGCACAUGCUUUUUCAGUUCUGCCCACAAAUUUUAUGUCUGAUUAAGGUCAGGGCUUUGUGAUGGCCAUUCCAGUACCUUUUGUAGUCCUUAAGCCAUUUUGCCACAACUUUGGAGGUAUGUUUGUCCAUUUGGAAGACAUGUGCAACCAAGCUUUAACUUUCUGGCUGAUGUCUUGAGAUGUUGCUUCAAUAUAUACACAUAAUUUCCUCAUGAUGCCAUCUAUUUUGUGAAGUGCACCAGUCCCUCAUGCAGCAAAGCACCCCCACAACAUGAAGCUGCAACCCCUAUGCUUCACUGUUGUUAUGGUGUUCUUCAGCUUGCAAGCCUCACCCUUUUUCCUCCAAACAUAACAAUGGUCAUUUGUUUCAUUAUACCAGAGGACAUUUCUCCAAAAAGUACGAUCUUUGUCCCCAUUUGCACUUGAAAAUUGUAGUCUGGCUUUAUGACAGUUUUGGAGCAGUGGCUUCUUCCAGGUUAUGUCGAUAUAAGACUUGUUUUACUGUGGAUAUAGAUAGUUGUCUACCUAUUUUCUCCAGCAUCUUCACAAGGCCCUUUGCUGUUGUUCUGGGAUUGAUUUGCACUUUUCACGCCAAAAUACGUUCAUCGCUAGGGGGUUUGAUGACUGUGUGGUCCUAUGGUGUUUAUACUUGCGUACUAUUGUUUGUAUAGAUAGACGUGCUAAUUUCAGACAUUUGGAAAUCACUCCCAUGGAUGAACCAGACAUGUGGAGGUCCACAAUUUUUUUCUGAGGUCUUGGUUUUUUUCUUUUGAUUUUCCCAUGAGGUCAAAGAGGCACUGAAUUUGAAGGUAGGCCUUAUAAUAUAUCCACAGGCACACCUCCAAUUGAAGCUAUCAGAAGCUAAUUGGCUAAUCAUCUAAAGACUUGACAUAAAAAUGUUCUGGAAUUUUCCAAGCUGCUUAAAGGCAUAGUUAAUUUAGUGUAUGUAAACUUCUGACCCACUGAAAUUGUGAUAUAGUCAAUUAAAAGUAACUCAGUCUGUCUGUAAAAAAAUUUGGAAAAUUCUUGUGUCAUGCAUAAAGUAGAGGUCCUAAACAACCUGCCAAAACUAUAGUUUGCUUAUGUUAAAUCUGUGGCGUGGUUAAAAAAUUAGUUUUAAUGACUUCAACCUAAGUGUAUGUAAAUUUCUGACUUCAAACGUACAUGAAUUUAUGCUUCAUAAUUGACAAAGAAAUUAUCCCUGAGAGGCUUGUAUGAGCUUGCAGCUCUCAGCACAACUGCAUGUUGCUCACGACUUUCAUCUGUUUUGUUUCAAUAAUACUUGAAGUAGCUAUUCACCCAGUCCUGAUCUGUGCAGCCCACACAUUUGAAAUAAUGCAAUAUUUGUGCUAAAGGUGUGGGUGGGAGCUUUAGGGUUAAAGGGCUGCUAACACAAAGGUUGUAGGUUCAGUCCUAAGUAUUGUAGGAGUGACGGGAGAACUAAAGAAUUGCUGUGAUCACAAGUCUGUUUUUUCAGUGUUGUUAUAUAAGAUAAA
Molecule: messenger RNA, 4403 nt
Organism: Xyrauchen texanus (razorback sucker)
Lineage: Eukaryota; Metazoa; Chordata; Actinopteri; Cypriniformes; Catostomidae
Product: intraflagellar transport protein 81 homolog
Exons: 17
Coding region: 171-2174 (667 amino acids)
Biological process (GO): cilium assembly; intraciliary transport
Cellular component (GO): centrosome; cilium; intraciliary transport particle B
Molecular function (GO): tubulin binding
Source: RefSeq, a predicted model, not a curated record